UACAUAAUUAAAAAAAUACACAUAAAACACACAAAAUAUAAAUUUUAAUAAUAAUCUAAUUAAUUCUGGGAAAUCCAUUUCCGCUUCCGCUAAGCAAAUUAUAGUACUGGGAAAAAUCUUGUUGCUCACUUGGUGAUUUUGGGUCUUCAUCUUAAAGUUGUUAUCCUUGAACUUGACUUCCUUGAGCUUGAUCCCCUUUAGCUUGAUAUGCUUGAUAUUGGGAUCUAUGAUACUGGCUUUGAGAACCUUCUCCGUGUUCUUCAUAUUGGGUUGUUGGUGCUCCUCUACUUAGAAUCAUCGCUCUUUCAUUUUCAAUAUACGCACGAAUUCAUACCAAGGGAUGGCGAUGACUCAUCUUGGAUUGAUGAAGACGAUGUGGCUGGACCAGCACGUUUUUGGAGUAAGAAAGUGUUACAUGAUAUAAUGACAACUUGUAUCAUAAUGCAUAAUAUGAUCAUAGAGGAUGAACGUGAUGUUGAUGCAACAAUUGAAGAACGAACAGAAGUCCCAGCUGCUGAAGUUGAGAUGACGGGUGAAGAUGAUGCUCGAUUUCAAAAAUUCUUAGCUCGACAUAGAAAAAUUAAGAAUCGAGAAGCGCAUAUUGAACUUCGUAAUGAUUUAAUUGAACACUUGUGGUCUGAAUAUACUAAUUCUGAAAAUUAG
This is a messenger RNA of Raphanus sativus (radish), 663 nucleotides long. RefSeq lists its product as uncharacterized. The transcript has 3 exons. NCBI's taxonomy places the organism in Eukaryota, Viridiplantae, Streptophyta, Magnoliopsida, Brassicales, Brassicaceae. Bases 208 to 663 code for a protein of 151 amino acids. The record is from RefSeq and is a predicted model, not a curated record.